Molecule: messenger RNA, 1638 nt
Organism: Trichoderma aggressivum f. europaeum
Lineage: Eukaryota; Fungi; Ascomycota; Sordariomycetes; Hypocreales; Hypocreaceae
Exons: 3
Coding region: 1-1638 (545 amino acids)
Molecular function (GO): nucleosome binding; histone binding
Source: RefSeq, a predicted model, not a curated record
AUGGCCCAGUCACUCAACUCCAAGCGACUCGACGCAGUCUUUCAGUCUCGGCCAGACAUCAUCGCCAGGAUCAACCAGGCGGCAGACUCUCCCGGGCGGAUUGCCCUGUUCAACGACAUCGCCAACCACGUCUACGAACGACUGCAAGAGAAUGGCGAGCCGGCCCAGAAGAGGAGGAAGGUCGGCGCCGAGCAGGCAAAUGGCAGCCCAAGCAGUCAGGUAGCGCUGUCGAAUGCCGCAGACGAGGCCGUUCUCCUGGAAAUCAAGGAGAUUUCUGUGUCGGUUCCGCAGAGGAAAAAGCUGGAGAUUUGCUUCACCUCGAAUCACUUAUAUGCACGAGCCCCUGGGACAACAGCUCCCCUCCCAGGCGUCAGCUAUGCCUGGAGAGAUAUUGAAUAUGCCUUCUAUCUUCCCGUGCCAGACAAGGCGCAGGUCCAGUACAACUACCUUCUAUUCCCCAAGGGAACUUGUUUACCCCCCAAGACAGGCACUCCCCCGUCCGCUGAGCCAUUCGUCUUCACCGUUCCCGUUACUGCCCCAAAGCAAGGAACUAUUGGGGGAUCCGAAGCAGGGGCUGCGGCUGCAGUAUCAGAUACAUACAAGUCCUUGUUCCACUGGGCCCUGACCAAGCGAUUACAGGCGGCCGGUAGUGCUGUCAAGAUUGUCUCUGCCGAUCCAAACAAGUUCCGCAGCAUGGUUCGCCAACCUCAUCGACCCAACGAAGCGGCAGUCCAUGUCAGCGGCUUCAGGGGCUCCAAGGACGGCUACCUCUUCUUUCUCGAGAACGGCAUCCUGUGGGGAUUCAAGAAGCCGCUCAUCUUCAUCCCUACCAAUCGCAUUGCCGCAAUCAGCUACACCAGCAUUCUUCAAAUCACGUUCAACAUGGUGGUUGAAAUCUUCACCGAGGAGGAUGGCAAGACGGAAGAGCUGGAAUUUGGGAUGCUGGACCAGCAAAACUAUGGCGGCAUUGACGAUUACAUCAAGAUGAAUAACCUCCAAGACAGGAGCAUGGCUGAGCAGAGGAAGGCGAAGUUGCAGCUGGCCGAAAACAAGGGCCCCAAGAAGAAGGAAGGGGACGCAGAAAACGGCGACGCUGAGGCCGCCGAGGGGGGAGACGGCAUGACGGAGUUGGAACGCGCGCACGUCGAGGCUGAGCAGCAGUUGCAGGAUGACGAAGACGAGGACGAAGAAGACUACGAUCCUGGCAGUGAGGGUGAGAGCGAAGGAUCAGGCUCCUCUGACGAUGAUGAUGACGACGACGACGAUGAAGACGAUGAGGAAGACGACGGUGGAGAGGAAGAAGGCGGAGAGGAAGCAGAGGGCGAGCAGGAGGAAGAAGAAGAAGAAGAAGAGGUCAAAGAAGAGCCGCCGAAGCCUGCUGCCCCAGUGAAGCAAGCAAAGCCAGCACCUCGGGCCGCGAGGGCCACAAAACCUGCGGCGAAGCCAGCACCAAAGCCAGCACCAAAACCUGCGGCGAAACCGGCAGCGAAACCGGCAGCAAAGCCGGCAGCAAAGCCAGCCAAGACCGAGACACCCAACGUCCCUGUUCGAACCGGUUGGGCAGCUUUCACUUCCAGGCCAGCAGCCGACGUGGACAUGGCCGAGGGCGAUGACGAAAAGUUUGACGUGGUGGGAUGA